Messenger RNA from Epithele typhae, 1002 nucleotides. Its product is annotated as alpha/beta-hydrolase. The record is from RefSeq and is a predicted model, not a curated record. The coding region runs from base 1 to 1002 and encodes 333 amino acids. Gene Ontology annotation, molecular function: catalytic activity. NCBI's taxonomy places the organism in Eukaryota, Fungi, Basidiomycota, Agaricomycetes, Polyporales, Epitheliaceae. The transcript is spliced from 5 exons.
AUGGAUGCUGAAAAGUACAAGAAUGUCACCGUUCGUCGCGGAUACAAGUAUCACUACUACUACUCCCCGGCCACCGCCGGUAAGCCAACGUUGCUCUUCAUCCAGGGCUUUCCGUCCACCUCUUUCGACUGGUCGCGCCAAGUCGCCCACUUUACCCCUCUCGGCUACGGCGUCCUCGUUCCCGACUGCCUCGGAUACGGGGGCACGUCGAAGCCGACGGACUGGGCCGAGUUUCGCCACAAACUCAUCGCGGACGACUUGGUCGAUGUCGUCGACACCGAGGGCCUCGCCGACGUUGUCGCGAUUGGACACGACUGGGGAACCGCGCUUGUGUCGGCGCUGGUUCACCACUACCAGGACCGCUUCCACGCGUUCGUGUGGCUGGCGGCCGCAUAUUUCCCGCCCAACCCGCAUGCGUUCGACCUCGAGCAGAUGUGCGCGACGCUCAAGGAGGCUACCGGGAGCGAACUCUUCGGGUACUGGAAGCUCUUGACCGCGCCACACGGUGCAAGGCUCAUUGAGGAAAAGAUGGACAGUUUCUUGCAGUUGCUCUACGCGGCGGAUCCAGAUGCGUGGAUCGAACAUUUCUGCCCCAGCGGCGCGAUCGACAAGUGGCUUGCAGAAGACCGCAGGCCAGGGCUCCCGAAGUGGCUCUCUGAAGAUGAAUACAAACACAUCCGCAACGUUCUGCUGGAAGGAGGGAUGACGUCACCGGUCAAUUAUUACAAAGUCGCUGCGAACAACGGAAACUUGGCCGAUCACAAGGCUCUCCCGGAGGAGCAGUGGUACAUCAAGAAGCCCGUGCUCUUCUUCGCGGCGACUCUCGACCACGUCGGUCGCCACGCGCCGAACGAGGAGACUCUCGCCAAGUAUGCGACCAACGCCGAGAUCAUCGAGCUCAAUGUCGGGCACUGGGUACAGUUGGAGGCCACCGACCAGAUGAACGAAGGUCUGCAACAAUGGUUGCUCAAGCUGCCGCCGGCUUCAGCGUCAUUGAUGUAG